GGUCGUGUUUGACCGCUCGUGUUUGCGUGUCGUUGAGAGUGCAAGGUAGGUACUUUAGGUAGGUAGGGUCAAAGAAGCCCCUCGUCAGAGCAUGUGUCCAUCAGAUGAAAGCUCAACGAAUGCUCGGCCAUAUUCGCAAGAUGUGCUUUUCCUCGUCGUGUGUGGUGGUGGUGGUGGUGGGCUUCUUCCGUCAGAAGGAAUGCAGGGCUUUGUGUCGACCACCCGAGGGCCCCAUUUGGGGACCUGCCCUUAGUAGGUUGGAAAUUCCUCGAUGGGAAAAGACAUGCAUCUCGGCAUGUUCGGACGAUUGGGAUCUCGUACCUGUGUCCCCACGAUUGCCGGGGAGGAGAGCGGGCAAUCUCUAUAAUUACGCUUUACAAAACCACACUACAGGGGUCAUCACAGAAACUAAGUGGCAUACUCAAGAAGGUGCAAUGGGGAAGAACAAUAUCACAAUGUGGGUGCUCAACAGGGAAUCCCCUUUCGCAUUAUCCGGCUGGACACUGUGGACUAUUUUGCGUGAACUUUGGCGAGCGAGAAGCGUCAGUACUACCUAUAGCGGAAAGAGCUCGAGAUUGGGAGGUGCGUGCAGCAGGGAAAGAGAAGGCGAGAGGGAGACGGCAUCACGAGCACAGAGGACCAAUUACGACGGUCAUCCAUACAUGACGUUGAAAUCUUUGUCGGGGGCAUACUUUGAUAUAAUACUGGAAUGCCGCGUCCUGCAAAGUAGAGUACACAGGCCCGUCGUCAUAGUCGUGUCAUGGGUAUUGUGUCCUAUCUCGUCUAGUGUAAUGAAACGCCGGGAUUCAUGGAACAUGUUUCAAAACACAAAGGUGACCUGUAGCCUGAAGAUUCACGCAGGAGCCAGUCAUCUAGCCUUCUGUGAAAUCUCGGCUGUCAUCAUGUCUGACUCCAGGAAUAGUCCUUCGAAGCGUGUGAGGCUCUUUUCCGUGCUCAUUUCUGCGUUGUGUGAUCAGAAAGAGAACAGAGAACAGGAGGAAUGUCCUCAGCGGGUGUCUAUUGGCAACCAACCACCGGUCUUGCAGCCUUUUGAGAGAGCCGGGCGUCCUGCAAAUGCGACAAGACAGCAUGAGGAGUAGCAUGCGAUAAACGCGGCGCCCAUGGAUCACGAAACGAUGGCCGUGCACACAAGAAUACACCAACCGUUUCACAAACACCACCCCGCCCCCCCCGGCGGGGACAUAUCUUU
Messenger RNA from Microdochium trichocladiopsis, 1210 nucleotides. RefSeq lists its product as uncharacterized. The transcript has a single exon. Bases 105 to 1100 code for a protein of 331 amino acids. NCBI's taxonomy places the organism in Eukaryota, Fungi, Ascomycota, Sordariomycetes, Xylariales, Microdochiaceae. The record is from RefSeq and is a predicted model, not a curated record.